GGAGCUCGCUUGCCUGCCUGCCUGCCUGCCGGAGGCACAGUCUGCUUGCUUGCCGGACGGAGGGACGGAGUUGCGGUCGGGAUGGGGUAAAAGCAGCUGGCGUGGCAGCAACCGCAGCAGUGUCGGACCGGAGACUUCAAAAAAAGAAACAUACAAAGUGCACAUGAUGGAUUUACAUCUGCAAAGCAAAGAUUAAUUUAUUUUUUAAGCUGAAGAAGAGGAAUUGACAUAGAGACUGAGAAUAACACUAAGAACUCCUGUUUUGUAAUGGCUGUUUCCAAAAAAAGUCCUCUUUCAAAGAGUGAUUUGCACUAAUAUUAACAUAAAAGCAGAAGGAAAAUGAUACAACAUUUGUCAAUAAGAAUGUUGUGUCUCUUUUAGUACAUUGUAAUUUAUUUUAUUCACAUAAAUUUUCAAGUUUUCAUAUUGUAUUUUUGUCUCCAAAUGUUUUAUUUUUUUUAAAAAAACUAUUCUCAAAUGAAACAGCAGACGUGAUAUUGGCUUAAUUCAAUCUGAAGUAUUGGAAGUCUGAAUAUAGUACUGUGACUUGUUAAAAGCAAUUGUCAGAACAUAUUUUCCCCACCUUGCUCAGAAUUCUGAAAUCUUGAUUUAUAAACACAUACUUGUUUCCUAAAUAAUGGCAUGGGUAAAGUUCCUGAGAAAACCAGGAGGAAAUCUUGGGAAGGUAUAUCAACCUGGAAGUGUGAUGUCUCUGGCUCCAACCAAAGGCUUGUUAAAUGAACCAGGACAAAACAGUUGUUUUCUUAACAGUGCUGUACAGGUUUUAUGGCAACUUGACAUAUUCCGACGAAGUUUAAGAGGAUUAACAGGACAUGUUUGUCAGGGUGAUGCCUGUAUUUUCUGUGCUUUAAAGACAAUAUUUACACAGUUCCAGCACAGUCGGGAAAAAGCUCUCCCAUCAAAUAAUAUGAGGCAUGCCUUAGCUGAAAGCUUUAAAGAUGAACAACGAUUUCAACUUGGCUUUAUGGAUGAUGCAGCAGAAUGUUUUGAAAAUAUCCUUGAGAGAAUCCACUAUCACAUAGUUCCAAGCAGUGAAACGGAUAUGUGCACAUCUAAGUCCUGCAUUACUCAUCAAAAGUUUGCUAUGACCUUAUAUGAACAGUGUGUGUGUCGUAGUUGUGGGGCAUCUUCUGAUCCCUUGCCUUUCACAGAAUUUGUGCGUUACAUUUCAACAACAGCACUGUGCAAUGAAGUUGAUAGAAUGUUGGAACGACAUGAGCGGCUGAAGCCUGAAAUGUUUGCAGAACUGCUUCAGGCUGCAAACACUACUGAUGACUUCAGGAACUGUCCUAGUAACUGUGGACAAAAAAUAAAAAUCCGUCGUGUUCUAAUGAAUUGCCCAGAAAUUGUCACAAUUGGUUUAGUCUGGGAUUCAGAACAUUCUGACCUAACAGAAGACGUCAUCCGGAAUUUGGCAACUCAACUUUAUCUUCCAGGGUUGUUCUACAGGGUUACAGAUGAACAUGCCAAAAAUAGUGAGCUUUUUCUUGUGGGGAUGAUUUGCUAUGCAAGCAAACAUUACUGUGCCUUUGCCUUUCAUACCAAGAGUUGCAAGUGGGUGUUGUUUGACGAUGCUAAUGUGAAAGAGGUUGGAACAAAAUGGAAAGAUGUGGUGUCCAAGUGUAUUCGGUGUCAUUUUCAGCCGUUGCUGCUAUUUUAUGCAAAUCCAGAUGGUACACCUGUAUCAACAGAAGAUGCACCUCGACAGAUAAUUCACUGGUCACAUUACAAAGCUGCUGCAGGAACUGGAGAAGAAAUUGGAUUUGAAAAGUCUGCUUUUCCUAAGUCAGAUCGUACCAGAGAGAAUGGAUUUGGAGAAUCUAUUACUCAAAAAAACACUAAAAAAUUUCAGCCUGAAAGCUCAGCCUUUAAUCGAAACCAUGUUCAGCCUAAUGGUAUCCGAGGGUCAGGAAAAUUAGGACAUAAUGAGCAAAAAGAAAAGGCAAAGGACAUUUCAAGAGAGUGUGCUCAGAAGGUUGCCGAAAUGAAAGGUUUAUCAUCUUCUUUAAGAAAGGAUGUAGACAGAGGAUCAAAGAGAGAAUCUGGAAAACAAAAAGACCUGUCUGGUGACGUUCGCACUAACUUUAAGCCAGGAUCACCACCUUCUGGAAAUGGAUUUAGGCAACAUUCUAAUGAACGUAUGUAUAGUAGUCAAGGGAGAGGACCUUACAAACAUGAAAAAAUACACAACCAAAUCAGAUCCAAUGUGCAGGUAUUGAGUUCAAAUAAAACAGAUGGCCUUUCUGAUGGAGAGAAGGCGAGUCGCAUGAAAGCUGAUGGCAUCACCGGUUAUGAUACAGACAGCAGCCAAGACUCUAAAGACAAAGGAAGUGUCAGUAGCAGCAGAAGUCGAAGUAGAGGUUGGAAGCCCAUGCGAGAAACACUGAAUGUAGAUAGCAUCUUUAGUGAACCUGAGAAAAAAGAGCAUAGUUCAAAGCCCAAACUAAAUGCAAGUAGCAAACCUAAACAUGAAAAGGAGCAGAGUUCAAACAACUGGCCAAAAGAAAAUCCAAGUCAAAAAGCCUUGAUGACUAUUUAUGAAGAUGACACAAAGCAGAUGGGGAGCCGAAGCUCCUUGGAUUCAGAAGAGAAGGGAAAUGCAGAAAAAGGCAAAGGAUUUAUAGAAAGAAAAGGUCAUAACGACACUUGGCAGAUGCAGAGAACUGAGUCUGGUUAUGAAAGCAGUGAUCAUAUCAGCAAUGCAUCUGCCAAUCUGGAUUCACCUGUCAUCGAGGGAAGCAGCCCAGUUGAUACCACUGUUACCAAAGAGACAGCUUCGUGCAGUGAUCAGAAUCUGUCUGCCAGAUAUCCUGGGUGUGUUUUGCAGACUACCUCCCAGCAGAAUAAAAACUGUGAUGGUUUGAAGAAAGAAGAUGUUAAUACUCAUAUUAACUACAGACCUCAUAAUAUAUCUUCUACAUCUCAUCAUCAAGUGUGCAGUCCACCAUUGAAAAGAAUUGAUGUACCUGAUUGCAAUAAGAAGUUUUUCCCUUCAUUAACACUGCAGACCACUUUAAAGAACUGUACUGACAGGGAAAUGAAGAACAGUGCAUUAAGUGAGCAAAGCUCCUCACAGUGGUCUAAUGAUGCUACCUUUGGUGACGCAAAUAUACCAGUACAUAAUGCUGACAAUUCAGCUUGUUCCUACAAUGGUGAGAAUGCAAUAGGAUCUGAAAGAGUUCAGAACAAUGAUUCUUUCUCUCCCCAUUUGCGUAUGCCUGCCGCACAGAUAGCAAGGUCCAGGCCAGCACUUGCAUUUUUCUUACAGCAGAAUACAUCCAAGCCCUCCUGUUCUGAAUCAAUUCCAUUUGCUGAGCCUAAAAUUCCUUUGUAUGGAUGCAAGACUGAUGAUACGCAAGAAGCAAUUUACCAAAAUCUUCCUCCUCCUUUACCACCAAAGAAAUAUGCUCUGACCUCUUUGCAUGGAUUAGAACAUGAAUCCACUGUAGAUUCAAGAGUAACAGAUGUAUUGUGCACAAAUCCUUCAAAUAGUGGAAGGCAUGUUACAAGUAUUACUUCAAAAACUACACCUGAAACAAGUCCAUUUGCAGAUGAAGAAAGGCUUAAGGCAUCAUUUCAUGGGAAUGAAUCCUCGAAAACGGAUUUUCCAUCAAGUUCAUCAGUAAAUAAUUUGUGGGCUGUGUCAAGCAAUAGUGCAAAUAAAGAGGCUUGUUUUACAGGACCAAAUAAUAGCUCAUUAGAUGCGAAUGCAAAUGAUAUUGUAUCCCUUACCACUUAUUUUUCAGUUGAUAACUGUAUGACUGAUACAUAUAGGAUGAAAUAUCACCAGAGACCCAAGCUGUACUUUGCUGAUUGCAGUAUGUUGAGCAAAGAUGCAUCUUUACCACCAACUGGAAUGCAGACGAAUGCUUCACACCACAAUACAUCUGAAUCUAAUUAUUCCACAACUGAGCAAAGGCAUAGACCUUCCAUUGGAAAUGUGUAUUGCAAUAGGUAAAGAAAGAAUGUUAUGAAAAAAAGAGAAAUCCUUUGAACUCCAGUAUGAUGAAUUGGGUGUCUGUACCUCACCUAAACGUCACAGUUACAGUUAAUGAGAUGAAUUUUGCACAUGUGUGAGUGAUCAAGACAGAUGCAAAGACUUUUUGUUACGUACUCAUGGAUCUGUCUUUUCUGCUUUAAAAGGUGUGCCCAUUAUAAGCUAACUUAGAAUGCAGCCAGAAUUGUUACAAAAAGUCCCUUUUACAUUUUAUUUAACUUGAUAAAUAGGAAUAGCUUGCUUUGUACAACUAAUGAAUGCUGCUCCUUUUUACAUGACUUGGUUAAAAAUACCUUCUCAAAACAAAUUGUGUAAAUUGAUAUGAAAUGUCAUGUUUUGAUUCUGGUUCUACAAUAACUUGGAUAGUUACAAAUCUAUAUUUUCCAUAGAUUACGUUAUACACUUUCCUUAGAUUCCAUUAUACAAGUCAUUUGCCCUUUUAAUCUUCAACUGCCAUGCUGGUUAAAACUGUAGAAAAUAUUAAAACUUUGUAUUUCCUCAGAUUGCUGAAUAAUUUAAUAUUCUGUAGUUUUAAAAUGAGAUGCAGAAGACCCAUCCUUUAACUUUUAUUGCUCUAACUAAAUUAACCAUGGUUGAAAUAUUAUGGAGACUAUUCAUUUUGUUUCUGUAUCAACAAACUUAGAGCCAAAGGAUACAUGCAGUAACGAUGUACAGUCCUCAUACCUAUCUAUGCUACCAUUUUGAAAAAUUUAGGUUUUUGCCUGUACAUGGAAAUUAUGAUGGUGUGUAAAAGACCUCGUAAAAAUGGAAAGGUUAUAGUCCUGUGUGAACUGGACUAUCUCACUAUGGCAUGUGUCAUUCCAUUCCUGGUACAUAUGAACAAAGAUGAAUAUUUUAUUUCAGGUAGAGGUGGACUAAUGUGGACUGUAUGCUGCAUCUCAUCCUCCACAUUUGUUUUCCAGGCUUUUUGUAGCUUUGUGAGCUGGUCACUUCCAUGGGAAAAAUCCUCACAAGCAAUAUAAGAAACAACAAUAUAAGAUACACUGCUGUCAUUGUCUGUCUCAUGAUAGGCUUCCCUAGGGAGGGACCAGCUCUCUAAGGAGAUCAUUCUCAGUUAUGAGAAUGAAAUGGAAAAAGUAUUCCUUAAGGUACCUUAGGGUACAAGCCCUGCCUAAGAAUCCUGUUUAGAAAUCCUUGGACGAUUGUGAAAAAUGAAGUGCAUUAAAUGGGAGUGUUACUUUGAUCUUCCCUCAUUUUUCGGUACUCCUAAAAAGUUACAGUAGUACUAAUACUACUGUGUUGCCUUGUUUAACUACUAAGAUGGAAGUUUUCCUUGCUGUUGUAGGCUUGCUUUAGAACUUCUAUUUUGGUCUCAUCUGGAAUCUAUUAAAUGCUGGAGAGAGAUGCUGACAGACCAGAACUAUGCACUGAAUGGUAUUAAUAAUCAGAAAAAAACCCAAAAAACUGAACUAUGGAAAUAGAUUUUAUAGUUAUCAGUAAUCCGCCACUUAUCUGAGUUGAGUCAGUUGUUUCUGUUGUUCUAGAUAUCUUUAACAUUUGUCUGUCCAGAAAUUUCCUAGUAUUUGAGAUGCCUUAAUGAGUGAUUUAGAUUUUAUUUUAAUAUAUAUAGUAAUAACUAGAAUUUUAAAUAGCAAUACUUAGAUGUUCCACAGAGUUAAAUACUGCAAAUCUUGCAUAGCAUCUAUGUGUACUAGAGUUCUUUUAGAGCUGUUCUUUGUGCUGCAGAAAAGAUUUUCAUAUCAUGAGUUGUAUAAAUAUAUUUUUAUAUAAAAUUUGCUGUGGAAAAUAGUAUUUAAAUCUCUGCAUGCAUGGAAAAUGCUGUUUGGUUUUCCUAAUGUCUUAAUUUAAAACUUCCAGCGAGGGCAUGGAAAAAUAUUUCUUAGAAACUCCUGUCAUGAUCAGAAAACUGGUCUUAAAGCAGUUCUUUUUUGAAGAUUUCAGUGGAAUUCCCAUCUAGUUUACUAUAUAAUAAAAAAUAAAUUGUAUGACACUCUUUUAAAAAUUACUUUUGAUAAGCAUUUUGACUGUAGGCCUACAAAGAUCAAAUACUUGCACUGCUGGAUUGUGUACAGAAUGCAAGCUUGUGCUUUUAACCAAAUGGCAAGAAUGAUAGCAUAAUCUCCCAAGGCUAGUAGAGAUUGUUGGUUCAUUAAAGACAUUAAUCAGUUCCAUGAUUCCACCUGGUAUGCUAGGGAGUAUUUCCAUACUCCUGGAGAGAAGGCAACUAUUGCAUUGUGGUAUGUCACAUCUUUCUGACAUUCUCAGUUGCAGCCUUGUAAAAACGCUUCAUUUGAACAAGACCUCUUGUAUUUAUAUUGCUGGAGUCUUAACCAUAUGUAAUCUAAGAUUUUUUUUAGGUUUGCAGCAGACCAAAUAUCUGAACAGUAGUUGCUUUAAAUCUUGUUGCCUCUUUUCUCCUUCCUGUCUGUAGUACUUAAGAAUACUUCAGAAGAAAAGUUUUAUUUUAAGCAUGCAUCUAUAAGAUUUUUUUGAUUGCAAGUAAAACUGAAUCUAUCCUUUUAGCAUUGGACAGAAGGAAGUUUAUUCAAAAGCAGCUGUGUAAUGUUACUGUUUGUUAUUACUUUUUAAGUGGAACUUUUAAAUCUCAUUUCAUUAUUCUUACACAGGUAAUGUGUAAUAGUUUAAAGCCUUCAUAGGUAGAAGUUGAAUUGCCAUAACUACUGGAAUCUGUAAAUACAUUUGAAAACUCUUACUGAAAUUAUGUAUUUGAAAUUUGCAGUAUUUAUGUAAACACUAACAAGUGUGAGUAAUCUGCUGUAAGAGCAUUACUACAUUUUAAAAAUGUGCAUAGCAAAUGUUCACAUCUGUACAAAUAAGUCUCUAACUUGUAGAUUUGUGAGCACAAUUAGUAAAUGUACUCUGCUUAUGAGAAAGCUCUUUCAAAAUCAUACAAUAUCCCUGUACAUGUUCAUCUGUCUUUCACUCUUUUGUACAGACCUGUGGCUAUCAGGUAAUGCUCAUUUCAUCCUAAUUUAUGGUUAAUUUUUAUAACUGACCUUGCACUCUUACAUAGAUUAAUAUUAACUAGCAAAUACACAGAGAUUGAUUUUUGACUUCUCUGGGGUGCCUAUUUUUAUAACGAUCCCUUCAGAUUAUAGAUUUGUAUGAUUUUUGUAUUGCUUAAUGCACUUGAACAUGUCUUGUAAAGAAUAUUUUGUCUUUAGAAAAUUUUAAUCCAAAGGUGCAUUUUCUGCUUGUUCAAACUGUCAGAUAAAAUGGAAAUUAACCUCU
Messenger RNA from Pogona vitticeps (central bearded dragon), 7252 nucleotides. It is a transcript of the gene USP53, whose product is annotated as ubiquitin specific peptidase 53. Gene Ontology annotation, molecular function: cysteine-type deubiquitinase activity. Gene Ontology annotation, cellular component: cell-cell junction. The record is from RefSeq and is a predicted model, not a curated record. Gene Ontology annotation, biological process: protein deubiquitination; sensory perception of sound; response to auditory stimulus. Lineage: Eukaryota; Metazoa; Chordata; Lepidosauria; Squamata; Agamidae.